This is a messenger RNA of Equus caballus (horse), 2050 nucleotides long. The record is from RefSeq and is a predicted model, not a curated record. NCBI's taxonomy places the organism in Eukaryota, Metazoa, Chordata, Mammalia, Perissodactyla, Equidae.
CUUGCUGGUGGGAGCCCAGCCAGUGCCAUCACUGAAGUUUUCCUCUCUGGUAGUAACCCUUGUCUGGGAUGUCAAGCUGAUAUUAAUGAAGCUUGUUUAGAUCAGAAAAUACACUUCAUAUGUACAACUCAAAUUAUCUUCCAGUUCUCCCAUCUCCUUAACAAGCAACUUGUCUCUUACAGAAACCCCCUGAGCAAAGUUAGAAACUGCUUGAUGUAUGGGUUCCUCCAGCCGCGUCUGGACCAGGAGGCCGGCAGAAGGCCUUCCUUGCCUCGCUCCUGGUCUCCCUGCAGGUUCACCACUGUGCUGUCUGCAUCUGCCAACUGGGAGGUGUUUAUUGACUCAGUUGCAUCCCUCCUGAGGACACAUGACUUCGGUGGCCUGGACCUCUUCUUCUUGUACCCUGGACUAAGAGGCAGCCCCAUGCACGACUGGUGGACUUUUCUCUUCUUAAUUGAAGAACUCCUGGUUGCCUUCAGGAAGGAGGCACGGCUCACCAUCCGUCCAAGGCUGCUGCUCUCUGCUGCUGUCUCUGGGGACCCAGACAUCGUCCAAACAGCUUAUGAUGCGUGCUGUCUAGGAAGACUCCUGGAUUUCAUCAGUGUCUUGUCUUGUGACUUACAUGGAAGCUGGGAAAAAUCACAUAACAGCCCCCUGUUCUCUCUGCCUGGAGACUCCAAAUCUUUGGCAUAUGCCAUGAAUUCCUGGCGAAAGCUUGGGGCACCCCCAGAGAAGCUCCUCAUGGGGCUACCCACCUAUGGACGUCCCUUUCGCCUCCUCAGAGCCUCAAAGACUGGGCUGCAGGCCGAAGCUGUGGAACCCGCAUUUCCAGGGAAGUACAUCAAGCAAGCUGGCUUCUUGGCUUAUUAUGAGAUUUGCUACUUUGUCCAGAAAGUGAAGAAGCGCUGGAUUGAUUAUCAGUAUAUCCCAUAUGCCUACAAGGGGAAGGAGUGGGUUGGCUAUGAUGAUGCCAUCAGCUUCAGUUACAAAGCAUUGUUCAUAAAGAGAGAACAUUUUGGGGGUGCCAUGGUGUGGACACUGGACCUGGAUGAUGUCAGGGGCACUUUCUAUGGUGUGGGCCCUUUCCGCCUUGUCUAUGUGUUGAAUCAUCUCCUGGUACAGGCUGAGUUCAGCUCAACUCCUUCACCAAAAUUUUGGCUCUCAUCUGCUAUGAAUUCUUCAGGAACCGACUCUGAAAGGCUGACUGUGACCAAGGCAUUGACCACUGAUUUGGGGAUUUUGUCCCCAAGGGAAGAGGCUAUGGCCACUGAGACCCAUAGAAAGUCUGAAAAUAUGACCACAAUCCCCAGAGGUGGGACUGUGACCCCUGUAAGGGAAACUAUGUCCUUUGGAAAGAGCACUGUAGCUCUGAAGACCAUGACCCCUGUGGGCCAUCAGUCUGUGACUCCUGGAGGGAUAACUAUGACUCAUAUAUAUCUUUAGACUGUGAACCCUGGAGGAAUGACUUUGACCCCUGUGGGUCAUCAGUCUGUGACCCCUGCAAAGAUGACUAUCACUCCUAUGCAUCUUCAAACUGAGACCCCUGGAGAGAAGAUCAUACCCCUUAGAAGGAAGACUGUAGCCACUGAAAAGAUGACUAUCCCCUCUGGAAAGAUGACAGUCACCCAUGGGCAGACUAGGACUCUAAGAGGAGAGAAUUUGACUUCUGAGGUGAGCACUGACCCCCUGAUGGGUUACUUUGGUCUUCAGACGGAAGCUGAAAACAGGGUGCUGUCCUCUGGCCCUAUCAUCUAAUUCCCAGGAUGCACUCCUCUUUCUUUUGACACCUUUGUUCCCAUUGAUGGGAACCAUUCCUUUGUCAACUUAAUGGCCCUUCCAACAAUCCUUCUAUCUAAAAACUCUACUGUGGAUCAAGAAGCCUAAGCUCUGUUGGUGGGAGAAGCUGGGGAAAGUCCUUGUCUUUUCUUCUAGGUCACCUGACAGAAGCUGCCUGUGCCCAGCCAUUCAUAAACCAUUCGUGGGGCAAAGCAUGCCCCAAAGCCACAGCGAGUUAAUCACUUUUCUGUUGAAUAAACUGAAAACACAAGAA